AUGGACCACCCCAACAUCGUGAAGUUCCACGGCGUUUACUACGAGAGGUGCUUCGUCUGCAUCGUCAUGGACAAGCUGGACGGAGGGGACCUGGUCGAGGGGUUGCAACGGCAUCUCAAGGAGCGCGGGCAGAUCAACUGCCUGGACGUGGUGCACGUGGCGUACCAGAUGGCGUCGUCGAUUCACUACUUGCACAACAGGAACGUGGUUCAUCGGGACGUCAAGGGGGACAACUACCUCAUGGAUAGAAAGAACAUGACCGACGGCCAGUGCAAGAUUGUGCUCACAGACUUCGGCACGGCCUGCACCUGCAAGCAGUCUGAUCGCCUUUCCUCGGGGGUCGGGACAAAGAUCUUUUGGCCUCCGGAGUUCUUCGACCGUGACUACAGUCAGAAGGUUGAUGUGUGGGCGAUGGGCGUCAUCAUGUAUGGCCUCGUCAGCGGCCGCUUUCCAUUCAGGGAUGAGAACGAUGUCAGGAACAAGGAAGUCCGCAUCCCGAAGCGGGUCCACCCAGUCUGCGAGGAGUACAUUCGAAAGAUGUUGGACAAGGGCGAGAAGUCUCGGAUGAGCUCGGCUGAGGUGAUGGCUCAUCCCUGGAUCGCCGGAAAGUUCGGCCAGACCACCGCAGGAGACAACAAGCCAACAGAAGAGGAAGGAGACAAGGAGGCCGAUGGCAUGGUUGAGGCCGGCGUCAACGACGGAAUCAAGGAACGACGCCAGGAGCUGAUCCUCCGCAUGAACCGUGAAGCCGAGAGCCGCAAAGGCAUCUCCACCAAGAAGCAGCUGCAGAAUCACAAGCACAAGAAGUUUGUGGUCGCGGACAAGAUCGUGCAGGGCGGCAAGGCCUCCUAUGAGUGGAUGUCUCAGGACCAGGUCAAGGGAGAUCGCCUUCUGGACUUUGACAACAUGAGCACUGCGCCGAAGGACGAUCCGAUGGACCUGGCGAUGUUCCGGAAGACCCUGGUGGAGCACCAGAUCGAUCCGAACGUGUUUGGCGUGGCGAAGGCGAAGGGCUUGGACCAGCUUGCCAAGGAAGUGGAGACCGGUGCCUCGAGGCUCAUGCUGGACGCGCAGCAGCACAAGAAGCUCGUUCGCGUGGUGGAUGUCGUGGUCUUGAAGCUCCGUCCCAGCGACGGCUCGCGCCUCCUCGUGGAGUUCAAGGAGAAGUUCCCGGAUGGGCGAGAGCGGGAAACACUGCGACUGCCUGGAACAAAGAAGGAGAAGACCAAAGGAAGGAGAAGACAAAAGGAAGGAGAAGGCAAAAAGAAGGAGAAGGCAAAAGGAAACGCAUACAAGGGAAAAGAUCACGCAGAGAAGGCAGCAGGAAACGAGAAGGAAAUUCCCUGCACCCUGGUGAAGGCGUGGGCGAUGCUCUGGCCGGGGAUUAAUUUUGAAGAUGCUGUUGAACGCGAUGGUCGUUACUAUCGCGACCGCAAAGAUGAAGGCGUGGAUCCUUUUGCAUGCAGCGAAGUUUUGCGGAGCAUAAAGGUCCCAGCCGCCUUCGGGGCUCGAUUCGCCUGGACGCUGUCCGGCGUGCCGUUUAUAUUGCACCUCCUACGAGAGUGCCCGGACAACGAGUGGGUGUUCGUUGCCGAGGAUAGCUGUUGGCUGUACCAACAGUCAGACAGCGCUUCUUUGUUGGCCAUCAAGGAUACUGCUGCCACGGACUUUCCUGAAGGUGUUUUUCAGCGAUCGGUAUGCGGCUACCAGCUAGCUUGCAGGCGCAUUCCAAGAAACAAGAAGAUACGCUGCCCGAUUGAUUUGAGCACGGGAAAGGCGACGUUGCAGGAGGACGUGAAAUUCUUCCACCCGAUAGGUUCCAAGUUAUUUCUGGUUCAAAAAGGGUGGCUGCGUCUGGUUCAGAAGGUUUCUCUGGAGCACGAUCGCGAGGGAUAUUGGGAUUGGAUCAUGUCGCUGAUGAGGACGGUAGGAGCCUUGCGGUUGCAUCAGCCGUUCGUUGCUGGAAGCGCUGAGCAUUUCAGUUUAGUGGAUGGCGGCCGUGUGCAAGCUGCCGAACUCCCCAAUGCAUCCGACCAGGAUGCUUGA
This is a messenger RNA of Symbiodinium natans, 2046 nucleotides long. The record is from the annotation of a GenBank genome assembly. Lineage: Eukaryota; Dinophyceae; Suessiales; Symbiodiniaceae.